AUGCCCCUGGCCACACACCAUGCCCCUGGCCACACACCAUGCCCCUGGCCACACACCAUGCCCCUGGCCACACACCAUGCCCCUGGCCACACACCAUGCCCCUGGCCACACACCAUGCCCCUGGCCACACACCAUGCCCCUGGCCACACACCAUGCCCCUGGCCACACACCAUGCCCCUGGCCACCAUGCCCCUGGCCACCAUUCCCCUGGCCACACACCAUGCCCCUGGCCACCAUGCCCCUGUCCACCAUGCCCCUGGCCACACACCAUGCCCCUGGCCACACACCAUGCCCCUGGCCACACACCAUGCCCCUGGCCACACACCAUGCCCCUGGCCACACACCAUGCCCCUGGCCACACACCAUGCCCCUGGCCACCAUGCGCCUGGCCACACACCAUGCCCCUGGCCACCAUGCCCCUGGCCACACACCAUGCCCCUGUCCACCAUGCCCUCUGAUGUAUUCACUGGGUUUGAACAACAUUGA
Messenger RNA from Oncorhynchus gorbuscha (pink salmon), 486 nucleotides. RefSeq lists its product as uncharacterized. NCBI's taxonomy places the organism in Eukaryota, Metazoa, Chordata, Actinopteri, Salmoniformes, Salmonidae. Bases 1 to 486 code for a protein of 161 amino acids. The record is from RefSeq and is a predicted model, not a curated record. The transcript has a single exon.